CCCGCGGGCGCAGGGGGCGGGGCGGAUGCCGGAAGCCGGAAGCGCGGCCGGCGCAGGAGUCCAGCAUGGAAGAAUUUAAAGAUGCAAGUCCACCUGAAGAGUUGCUCAGUCACUUAAAGCUUUCUGACCAGAAAUCUGCAGAGACUGGCCCCAGAGAUGCCCAGAACCCCCAGACCACUGGGAGUGGAUGUGCCCCAUCCCCAGGCCAAGAUCCCACAACAGAUGAGUGUUUCCAUGACUGUCAGGACUCCUUUGAGGCAAAGGAAGCUGUGCUGGAUGAUGAAGGGAAUGUACAGAACGGUGGGAGUAGCUCGAGGAAGCAGACAGAACUAGAUGAAGAAUACUUACUAGAACUAGAGAAAGAUAUGCCAGAGGAAGAGAAACAGAGAAGAAGAAAGGAGAGCACAAUGCUGAAGGAGAAAGGAAAUGAGCAGUUCAAGAAAGGAGAUUAUGGAGAGGCAGAAGACUCUUACACAAAGGCUCUGCAGAUUUGUCCAGCCUGCUUCCAGAAAGACAGGGCUGUUCUGUUUUCAAACAGAGCUGCUGCAAAAAUGAAACAGGACAAGACAGAAGCUGCUCUGAGUGACUGCACCAAAGCUGUGGAAUUAGACCCUCACUAUAUUAGAGCUUUGCUGAGGAGAGCAGAACUAUAUGAAAAAACAGAAAAACUAGAUGAAGCUCUGGAAGAUUAUAAGGCAAUCCUAGAAAAAGACCCAUCAGUUCAUCAAGCCAGAGAAGCUUGCAUGCGAUUACCAAGACAAAUUGAAGAGAGGAAUGAAAAAUUAAAGAAAGAAAUGUUGGGCAAACUGAAGGAUCUUGGGAAUUUAGUUCUCCGCCCCUUUGGCCUGUCAACAGAAAACUUCCAGAUAAAACAGGAUUCAUCAACUGGCUCAUACUCCAUCAAUUUUGUUCAAAACCCAAACAACAACAGAUAACAUGGAUUCAGUCUGGCUCUGCCCAUGUUCUUGCACGUCCCAGCAACAGGAUCCCAAACACCCUUCACCCUCCCCAGGGGAAGAUGAGACUCAGUAUAUUAAUUUUCCUGCUUGUGAAAUUAUUUGCAAUGUGGAUGUAAAGCAAGUUAUUUGACUUCUCGUAGUGAUAACUGUGUCCAGUGUGUGAUUUAUUAUUUUUUUAAGUAUUUUUUCCCUUCCCAAGCGGUGUUUGGCUCAUCCAAAAGGGACGUUCCUUGUUUUAGCCCACUCAGCGCUGGCAGCAAAAUUCUAGGAAGCAGAUCAGGUGAAUCCAAACACACCCACCUGAGGCCAGGAACAAAGGCUCAUGGUGUCCUGGGAAUUAGGGAAUCCACUCAGCAGGUGGUUGUGACUGGCAGCACCAUGGACACAAGCUCUGGAAUCCUGGUUCUUUGUAAUAAAGGCUUGGUGGUUAUUUGGUUUGUGAGGUUCUUGCCUUGUUUGAGUCCUUCUCAGGGUGGUUUCGUUGUUAAAAGUGCUUCCAGCCACCCACAAAUAACACACUUGCAAGACAGUAAUUGGAAGCAUUUGAUUUUUUGGCCUUGCUUAGAGCAAUAUUAGUAAUUUAACCCGAGGCCACCCUCACAGCAUAGUUUGUGUACUUGUUAUUAAUUUUUCUGAAGGCAACAAUGAAAUUUUGUGCCUCUUUACACCUCCACACUUUGUCAUGGUACCAUCAAAUUAAAUUUGCUUGUGUGAGAUUCAUUCAUGUUGCAGAUAUCCACAGUGGCAAACAUGAGUUGAUUGCAAAAGGUCUUCACAGUAUCCUGGACCUUGAAGAGUUUGAAGUAUUUAUAGAACAAGAUGAUCUUUGAGGUCCCUUCCAACCCAAACCAGUUUGUGAUAUAUAAAUGGGUUUUGCUGAGUGUUCAUUCAAAUUUUGGAGAAGGUGCCUUUUGUAAUUCCUGCUUUCUGGUUUUUAUCAAUGCUGAAGUGUUUACAUUGGAGGCAGAUUCUUCAGUUGUCUCCAUGCAGGUUUCAAUAUGUGAUGUAAUUAAAUAAUUAGCAGUGGCUGCCUUGGC
Neopelma chrysocephalum (saffron-crested tyrant-manakin) is the source of this 1996-nucleotide messenger RNA. It is a transcript of the gene TTC1, whose product is annotated as tetratricopeptide repeat domain 1. The record is from RefSeq and is a predicted model, not a curated record. NCBI's taxonomy places the organism in Eukaryota, Metazoa, Chordata, Aves, Passeriformes, Pipridae. Bases 66 to 935 code for a protein of 289 amino acids. The transcript is spliced from 8 exons. Gene Ontology annotation, molecular function: protein binding.